ACAAUGAAAAAACACACCCUUAAAUAACUUUAAUAUUCAAUUAACGACAUGAACAUGCUACAAACAAAAACGUUGGAGAAAAUUGUAUAUAUUUCAGAUAACAACAGUUAUGAGUUACAAAUUUUUCGUCCAAAUGAAUUUUAAAAAUUCGCAUACUUAUACAUUUUUGAAACUUGUUAUAUGAUGUUUUGUUACAUUUAACGUAUAUACAGCCGCUGAACUAGCGAAUAACGUCAGCUUUGAUGUAUAAUAAGAUACGAGCUUUCUUGGUAGAGUUGAACGAAAUCAUUAGAGGUUGUUUAGCCUAAUUUUCUAGUGGAUGUUAAUAUUGGUGUUCGUUAUUUGAAUAAUAAAGGUUAUUAUAUUACUAACUACAUUUCAACGGAAAGAUGGCAAAUAUUGCAGGAAUACCAGAAAUUAGAGUCUACUCACCUUCAGGAGAUGAAAGAAAGGAGACAGAGUUGAUACACAGGUCUGGAAAUUCUUUGACAAAUGUUAGUGUUAGUGAAAAUAUGGGCUUUUUAAAUACUGACGUUCAUGGAAGCUAUGAAAAAGCUGUUGAACAUUUGUCAGGUACAAGGAUUUCUGUUACUCAACCUAAAUCAGUUUUCUAUAAUCAUACCGACACAUUUGUGAAACGUGAAAAUGUUUUCAAUAUGAGGCCUUAUAAUUUAGCUAAUUUUCAAGCAAACUCAGGUACGACCUAUAGAACUAGCUACAGGUCUCAAACUGUGGCAAUAAAUAGGGCAAAACUUGGUUGUACUUUUAGUCCAGCAAAAUCUCUUGACUUGUUAAGGCAAAAUAUUCAGAAAAGUAUCAACAGAGAAAUUGAUGAAAUAUUACAGAAAUAUUUAGAAAAAUUCUUUAGGCCUGGAAUUGAAAACAUAAAAAUUAACAAUGGUGAAAAUUCUGUAUCUGAGCAACAUGUUCAACAUGUAUGUCGUCAGAUUUUGGAGGAAGCCAAGAAAAUGUACCAUUGGAUACAUUCAAGAGGGAAUAGUCCAGCUGCAGAAUAUUCUGAUUCUGAAAACCACUAUCCAAGAGAUGCAAAAAUGUGCAGAGCAUCACAAAGAAGCCCAUUUUCAAGAAAACGCAAAGAGUCUGACACUGAUUCUGAAGCAAGUCUCCCUAUGCCCAAGCCAAAAAAGAAAAAAGGUAGACCACCAAUUCAUUUUCAAGGUGGACAGUCAGGACGUAGUACCCCUGUUAAAAUGAAGGCUGGAGACACAGUGAAACGAGAAGGACCAAAAUGGGACCCUAUUCGUUUAACACCAGAUACAAAAUUCAUUAUGGGUGCUAAGGCAAAUAAAGCCCUUGGAUUUGGAGCUACACGUGGCAAGUUGUAUAUCAAACAUGCUGAACUUUUUAAGUAUUCUGGGGACCAAGAAGACAAACAGUGGCUGCAUGAAAACAAUUUGAUGCCUGCUACUGGAGGGAAAGCCUAUAUGAUGAUUUUGGAUGAUAUAUGGGAAUUAGCAGAAUCUGACGAGUAUCGGAAUAAUCCUGGUGUCAUGGUGAAUCAGAUAGUUGGGUUUACUGUGCCAGAAUACAUCAUUCAAAAAAUGAAGAUUGCCAUGCAGACCAUGCGUACAGACAUACAAGGGAAAAAGCGGACUCGGCCAGCAGCACUACUAGAUAACAGCAGUGAUCGAAGUAGUCAGAAGUCAGAAGCAGGAACAGAUGAUAAAACUCAAGAAGAAGGGUCCAGAACAGUUUCACCUGCAGAUGAAUUAGACUUGCUUGGGGCAGAGAUGCCAUCAACAAAUCCAUCACCUUUCAGUUUAGGUGGUGGUUUUGAAGCUAUUAGUCCAGCUCAGGAAGUGUCUCCUUCACCAUCAGAGUUGAGCACUUCUAUGGAGCCUCCACUGACAGCACCUUUUGACAUCGGACCAUCAAGUUGACUAACAUGGUCAACAUGAUUAAUAUUAUCUUGUACAUUUGAAUAUUUUAUUUCUGUAAUAAGAUAACCCUUAAGACCUUCAAGGUUAUCCUUGGAAAUCCACCCUUGAGAAAAUUUAAAAUGUAGACCAAUCCUUUUCUAUUGAGAAAAAUCAUUAAGUCUUAAUGGUAUAACAAUCUAAUUUUAUCUUUUAUGCCUUAUUUUAUCUUUGCUUUGUCUCGACUGAGCUUUCUUACAGAAAGAUAUCAGGAUCUAACUGGUCUGAUUUGACAUUUAAUCUAGAAAAAUGACUAUGAUCUGAGGACUUUCCAUUUUAUAAAAUGUUACAUUGAAAGUUGAAAUAAGUACAAAAACUGAAUGGCCCGAUAAUUAUUCAGCAAAGAAAGUUAAAUUAAAACAAGCUGUUGUUUAUAAUUUUAAUUGUAGUAUUGAAAAAGUAGAUCUGUCCCAACUUAUCCUGUACAUAUUAAACUUUAAUAUAAUAAUAAUAAUAAUAAAUAUAAUUUAAUAAUAUAAAAAUUACCAGCAAUAUAGUACCUUGGGAAACUUUGGAAGAAGCCAGAGACACCCAUUUACAUGAUUUAUUUAUUGUAGGUUUAAUUUAGUAAGACUGUAGCUCAAAAGGGCUAAGACACAUUUGUAGAUUUAAUAUGAAAUUUGUAGUUAGUAAAGGUUGAGGGUAUGUAUCAAAUGGAAAAUAAAAAGUGACACUAUCCAACCUAACUGUACUGUUUAUGUCACCGGAGCUAUUAGUUUUCACAUCACAUACUACUGCUAACACAUCUUUUUAAAUGAUUUUAAAAGUUUUAACAAUUAUGUAUUAUUUUUUUAAAACAAGAUAUGUAGGAAUGGUUAAUUUUCUUUUUUAGAUUUUGAAGUUUCUUAUAUAAAUUUGCAAUAAACCAUGUAAUGUUUAUCAUUUAGUACUUAUUCCUACUUUUCAAGGAUUGGAGAUGAGUUAAUGUUUUUAUUGAAAAACUAGACAAUGUUUAAAAUAAUAUUUAACAUCUGCCUAUUGUUUUUAACUGCAUAAUACUUCACACAUAAAGGCCAUUUUGUCAUGAAAGGAAAUCAUUUUGUAGUCUGUAUUUUAAAGAUACAAUUAAAUUUUAUCUGUUGUUAAUUUUUUAUUCUCUUUAUGUUAUACAACUGUUUACCACAAAAUGUAAGAAAAGUCUCACUAUCUUUGCAAAAUCACUUAAGUCACAAUAGGGUGGUUAUUCGUUAUUUACAAAGUGUUGUUAAUAACUUUUUCACCACACAGAGUUAUAAAGAAAGCAUUUAUUUAUUUAGUAUUUCAGUAACAUGCUUAUAGACAAUUAGUUAAAGUUAUUUUUUCUUUGAGAACAAAUAUAAAUUAUGUGGUUGUUCUAAGCCAUAUAUAACUUAUUGUAAUUUUUUUUAUUUGUUUGAUGUAUGUACUGUAAUUUUCUUAAGUGGACUUAUGAAAUAACUUGCUAGUAUUGUAUGAAAUUGGUUAACAUUGGUAUAUAAUUGAAAAUAUAAAAUAAUAUAGUGACAGAAGGUCAACUUAGGUCAUGUCCAAUUUAAAGAAAGUGAGAAAGAGAAUGCUUUAUUGCAUCAUUAAUUGGUGGAUGGUUUAUUACUGUUACUAAAUUUUUUUGAAUAUAAAUUAACACUUGCUAAAACCUAUAGAUCCUCUUAAAACAUUUUGUCAGUACUUUUCUGAAACAGUGAACCUAAAUGUAUUUAAACUGUAUUGAAUAACUUAUGUUAUUAGUAUUCAUCACCCCAGUACACAUACUAGAAAAUGUUAAUCCUUACCUAAACAAGAGGCAAUACUGCAUAUGUAAAAGUCUGUUUUGAACUGUAAUAUGUUACAUUUGUAUAUAAUGGUCAAAUGGUUUUGCCCAUAGUAUUAGUUUCAAAGAACAGUAUUCUUGUUUUUUAAUUUAUAUCUGUUCAAAUGAGUAAGUUGAAGUAUUUACUCUCACAGAAUCAAUGGUAUGAUCUGUUAGUUAGUGUACAGCAUUGAGGGUCUAUAGUUUGUGUCUUAUUGUUGUAAAAUCUCACUAUCCACUUUGAGAUCAUAGCUAUAAGAGUGAUAGUCAAAUCCUACUAUUUCAUUAGAGUAGCUCAAGAGCUAGCAUUUGAUGCUGUUGACCAGCUGCCUUCCCCUCUAUUAGUUCAAAAUUAGAUAUGCCUAGUCCAGAUAGCCCUAAUUUAGCUUUGCACAAAUAUUUGAAAUGAACAAAACCAAUUCACAGAAUCAAAAGAUGGAAAUUUAAAAUCAGACAACAUGUUGUAAUUUGUACCUUUUCCAGCAGAUUAGUUGAUUAGAUCCUUGUUGUAAGAAGAUUUUUAAAAAAAAAUAUUGCCAUAUAUAACUUUGAGUCAUCAAUUUCAGUAUUAAUUUUCUUUUUCACUACUUUGAAAUGUUCUAACAAUUACGAUUCCAUCAUUGCAGUCACAAUUGGGUAUUUUCAUAUAAUGGAAUGUCAGCAUUGCUCACACAACAUCCAAAGUUUAUUCUUGAACAUCUUACACUUAUUGCAUGUCUUUACACUUUUCAAUGAAAAACAAAUUUUUCCAGCAAGUAAAAACAAAUACAUUUUUCUUUUCCACACUCCUGCUUACAGGCAGUUUUAUUGUGAUUAUUUUUGUAAUAACUACAUAAAAAAGGACUAAAAGUUUUUGUGAUUUCCAAAUCACAAAAUUUACAUUCUGAAGUAACAAUCUGAUUUGUGAUAUUUGAUCUUUAUGAUUGGAUUAACUUGUUCUUUUAACCUUUUGAUGCAUCUGUUGAAAAUACUAAAUAAAACUUUACCAUGAUGUAUUUUCAUAAUUUAAUUUAUUGAGAGGUUUCUACUUGUAAUUGCUCAUAAUUUAUAAACACAGAAAUUAUAUGAAUAUUAUUACUGUCAUUAUAUGUCAUACAUCUAUUCAGAAAAUAUCUAAAGAUAAUAGUCAUAUUAGGAUUUGUAUGUUUUUAUUUCAUUUAAAAAAUUUGCAUUAAUAGAAAUAGUAAAACUUCGAAAAUUUAAGUGUUCUCUGUUAUUCUUGUUCAUGUAAGAUAAAUAUGUUAUUUUGAAGUAAAAUUCUAAAAACUUAUGGGCAAAAGCAAAGAAUAAAAUGUUAUAUGUCAACUAUAUCUUCUAUAACCAGUGCUUACAAGGCCUUUUGCUCAAUACAAGCUUUAUCAGGCCAGCUGAGAUACUACAGACAUAGUAGCAGUAUAGGUGCUCUAUAUUUACAAAUCAGAUUUUUGAGUUUAAGAAUGAAUAACACAACAUCAUUAAUGUCACAUGCUUGACCUGUUUUACAGUAAUUGAUUUUAAAUUUGUGAAAAAGUUAAGUUUCCUAAGCACUCUGUUUCUUCUGAUUAAAGUAUUUAAUUUACAUGUUAUCCUACCUUAUACAAUACCAAAAUUAAUUUUUACUUUAAAGAAAAUAAGUCAAUAACAAAAUGAUGUCAAUUUUUAUGUAAAGUAACAAAUGUUCUAUUUCAGGAUAGUGACUUUUAAACACAUGGUUUUUGACUGACCAAUUAUCAGUGGUAUAAGAAAAGUUUUGUUAAAUACAAGAGUUCAUGAAGCAAAUAAAAAUAAUAUUUAGUUGUUUU
Limulus polyphemus (Atlantic horseshoe crab) is the source of this 5483-nucleotide messenger RNA. RefSeq names its product deoxynucleotidyltransferase terminal-interacting protein 1-like. The record is from RefSeq and is a predicted model, not a curated record. NCBI's taxonomy places the organism in Eukaryota, Metazoa, Arthropoda, Merostomata, Xiphosura, Limulidae. The coding region runs from base 390 to 1901 and encodes 503 amino acids. Gene Ontology annotation, molecular function: nucleosome binding; DNA binding. Gene Ontology annotation, cellular component: nucleus. The transcript is spliced from 2 exons.